Brachypodium distachyon (stiff brome) is the source of this 1530-nucleotide messenger RNA. Its product is annotated as histone deacetylase HDT2. The record is from RefSeq and is a predicted model, not a curated record. NCBI's taxonomy places the organism in Eukaryota, Viridiplantae, Streptophyta, Magnoliopsida, Poales, Poaceae. The transcript is spliced from 10 exons. The coding region runs from base 207 to 1115 and encodes 302 amino acids.
AAAAUCAGAAAUCGUGGAAAGCAAAAGAACGAACGGCCAGAUCUCACCGUGAGAAACAAACGGCCCAGGAGCGUCUGCCUCCCUUUAAAUUUGGGGGACGAUUACCUUCGCUCCUUUUAUUCGCCUCCACAAACAAAACCCUAAACCCUCGCCUCUCCAAUCCCCUUGGAUUUUGCACGGCCGCGCCUUCGCUUCCUCGAGUCAGCAUGACCAUGAUCAAGUUCUGGGGCGUGGAAGUGAAGCCUGGACAGACUGUUUCUUGUGAUGGCGGUCAUGACCAUAUUAUUCACGUCUCGCAGGCUGCCCUUGUUGAAACAAAGAAAGGAAGUGGGAAUGUAGUUGUAUCUACUAAAAUCGAUGAUCAGAAGGUGAUCAUAGGAACUUUGUCGGCUGAAAAUCAUCCUCAGAUUCUCUGUGAUUUGAACUUUCAGAAAAAAUUUGAGCUAUCACACAAUUCAGAGACUGCCAGUGUCUUUGUGUGCGGUUACCAGUCUUUCAUGCCUGAUGAGUUUGAUCCUGAUUCUAGCGAAGAUGAAGACGAAGUGGAAGCUGUAAACAAUCAAGUCAUCAAUAAUGUUGGUGGCAUACAUGAGGUAACGGCUCCUGCAAAGGAUGGCAAAAAGGGAACAGAUGGCAAUGGCAGCGAUGAUGAUUCUGAUGAUGAUUUAUUAGACUUAUUAUCUUCUGGUGAUGAUGAAAUGACUGAUGAUGAUUCCAGUAGUGAAGAGGAUGAUACCACUAGUGAAGAGGAUGAUACCAGUAGUGAAGAGGAUGAUAUCAGUAGUGAAGAGUCUUCAAGUGACGAGGAAGAUGAAGAAACUCUUAAGGAGCCUGAGAUUAGCAAGAAGAGAGUGGCAGCAACUGCCUUGAAGGCUCCUGCUUCUGACAAGAAGGCAAAGAUUGCAACACCAUCUGGCCAGAAAACAGCUUCAGAUGACAAGAAGGCUACCCAUGUGACAACUCCCCAUCCAGCAAAGCAGGCCAAGACGCCGGCAAACAGCAAACCCAAGAAGUCCCCCAAAUCCACUGGCGGAACCGUUGCCUGCAAGUCAUGCAGCAAGACAUUUGGCAGUGAUGCGGCACUCAAAUCUCAUGAAAAGGCAAAGCACGAGUGAGCUGCUAGUGGCGGCAACAUGUAGCUGGAUUAUGAGUUGUGCUGCUGCUGCCUGGUGCUACGUCUCCAACUUCUAUCAUUCAAUCAGCAUUAGAAUAGUGUUUUUGACCUUUAACCUGGAACAUCUGAAAAGUCGUCUCUGCGGUUGGCUCUUUACUAUCGUUCAUAUUUGAGAGUUCCUACUGUUCAUAUUUGAGAUUUGUUGGUUUGGGUGAAAUCACUGAAAUGGCAGGCAGACAAUUUUGGGGCAUUGCUAUGUUCAUAUUUGACUUCGUACUGUUCAUAUAGAUUUUUAGUUCGGUCUGUGACUAUUCUGAUAUUACUAUGUGGAAGACUCUGCAGUUCCUAUUACCUGUAAAAACCGCUCAUGGGCACGCGGUGCUUGGAUAAAAAUAUUUCACAGAUUUUCUUACAAA